AUGCGCGUCUUGCCCGUCCUCCUAGCAGCCCGCGUGGCGUCAGCCCACUUCGUCGGCGUGCGCCAAAUCACCACCGACAACAUAACCGGCAGCGACGUCCAGAUCUCCAUCAUCCAGUCCUCGACAACGACCGAGGCGUCCUCGGCCGGCAUCACGACGGACAUCUGGACGACACUACCCCCGAGCAGCGACAUCAUCUCUUCGACCGACAUCUCAUCCGCCACAACCACCGGCACCAGCAGCAGCCAGGAGCCGACGGGGUCGCCCGUCAUCGUGCCCUCCGCCAACGUGACAAGCACGAGCACGUCGUCCUCUGUCUCGGCGCCGGCGAACACGACGACAGUCACCCACCCCGACCCCAAGAACGGCGACGACACGUGGGAUGUGGGCGGCGACGACAUCCCCCUCCCGCCCGCGAUGCGCGCCGACGAGAUGGUCCUCACGCUCGCGUACACUGCCAACGCGAACCAGACGCAGUGCAGGGCCAUGGCGGCGGACUUUGCCAGCGGCGCAAGUACCGCGGUACGCCGGCACCUCGCUGGCGUCGACUACGUGCGCCGCCGCCGUCGCGGCCUCAUCCCCCAGCUCUGCCUGCCGGCAGUGUACACCAUUCAGGCGACGGUGCACUGGGUCAUGCCGGCCGGCAAGGAGCGCGCCACGUGGGUGGACAGCAAAGCGUGGCAAGAGCAGCUCAAGCUCACGCGCGCCCAACUGAAAACGAUCAACGCCGCGCUCAACAUCAACGAGUACUGGAUCUGGACUGGGCCCGGCGCAGAAAAGUUCACGGAUAAGCCAAAGUCGGAUAGUAAACUCGAAUGGGCCAAGGCGUGGGUUGGGAUGGCGAAGAAAAGGAUCGGGACAGAGGCGUACAAGCACCUCAACAUCUUCGUCGUCGAGGACGCGGGCGAGACAGCGGCCGCGUACGCCAAUUUCCCCGGCACCGCUGCGCUCAAGUCGACCCCUGAUGCGCUGGUGAUGAGCGCGUACACCGUGCUGAACAACUUCGGGGGCCUGCCAGAGUGGACGGUCAACAACGACGAGUGGGGCACGACGCUCGCCCACGAGAUCGGGCACUGGCUCGGCCUGUACCAUAUCCACCAGGGCGGGUGCGCGUCCAAGACGGGCGACUACGUGUCCUCGACGCCGCAGUACGGCCGGUCCGAGAACCCAGACUACAGCAAGCGGUGCGACGGCACGCCGAUGGGCGGCAAGCGCGGGCUCAACGAGCACAACCUCAUGUCGUAUGCGUCCGGCCGCACGCGCAGCGACGGCUUCUUCACUCGCGACCAGGCGGUGCGCGCGUACGUGGGGUACAUGCUGCGCCGGGAGAACAAGUUUGGCAACGACGUCACGGACGACACGAAGAAGUUUGUCGGCAACUGCCAGCAGAAGCUCCGGCGUGACGCGUCGCCAGACGCCAAAGCCGAAGCCGAGCGCAUCGUCGUCCCGCGCGACCUCGCGCCGCUGUCCCGCCGCCAGACGACCGACCUGCUAGCCAAGUACUGCGAGCGCACCGACCUCGUGGUGGAGAACCACGACUUCUCAGAGUACGCCAUCAAGGGGCUGUACAACGCCGACAGCCCGCCGCUGCCGGAGCAGCCGGCCGCGCCGGCGCUCCCGCCCGUGUCGAGCGCCGAGGUGCAGCAGCAGCCCGAGGCAGGCGGCGAGACGGGCUCCAACGUCGACGACGUCUACGCCCAUGUCAAGCAGCAGUACGACCAGACGGGCAGCGUCACGGCCGAGAACAACAAGCCAGAGGUCCCGCCCGACCUCCAGAACACGGGCACGUCGGGCGAUGCUGGCGGUGGCGGCGGCGGAGCGGCGUCACCGAGCUCCAAGCCCAAGGGGAGUGCAGGGCAUGUUGCGCCUGGAGUGCUCUUGCCUCUGGUGGCGCUCGUCUUCGCGUUGUGGUAG
Molecule: messenger RNA, 1914 nt
Organism: Vanrija pseudolonga
Lineage: Eukaryota; Fungi; Basidiomycota; Tremellomycetes; Trichosporonales; Trichosporonaceae
Gene: MEP1
Product: Extracellular metalloprotease 1
Exons: 2
Coding region: 1-1914 (637 amino acids)
Molecular function (GO): metallopeptidase activity
Source: RefSeq, a predicted model, not a curated record